This is a messenger RNA of Prorocentrum cordatum, 1515 nucleotides long. The record is from the annotation of a GenBank genome assembly. Lineage: Eukaryota; Dinophyceae; Prorocentrales; Prorocentraceae.
AUGCAGGGCCUGCUCGCGUUCUUCCACAAGCUCGGGGGUCUCAAGGUGGCGUCUGUCUGCAGUGGCACUGACUCACCGCUGCUCGUGUUGAACACGAUUGCAGAGGUAUGUCGCAAGCGCCUGGGGGAUGUCUUCGAAGAGGCUGUCACGAAUAAGGUCGUCGGCGAUAUGACUUGCGAUGACUUGGAGACUGUGGUCGACGACGUGUUCCCGAACAUGAAGGUGUUGUACUCUGACGUGCGCGAGCUGUCCAAGAAGAGUGCUCUUCCUAACUUGGCUGACCCCCAGCAGACCGAGAUACCAGUGCCAAACUUUAAUAUUCUCGUGGGCGGGUUUGUCUGCAAAGACGUUUCGAACAUGAAUUGCCAUCGAGAGGACAACAGAACGACAGUCCGUGAUAAGUCUAAAAAGACUGGUGGUACCUUUGGUGGCAUCAUCGACCUACUCAAGAAGCACAUCGAGGAUCCUUCCAUGAUGAAUCCAGAAGUCGUCUUUCUUGAAAAUGUCAAAGGACUUGACGCUCCACCAAAGAAGAAAGAGGCUGAUGGGUCAACAACAUCACUGCCUUACUACGAGUCCAACCUGUCCUAUUGCAUGGACAAGAUGUGGGACGCAGGCUACUUCAUGACUCCCCUCUUGCUAGACCCGAGGUGCUUUGCUGGGCCGCAGUCGCGGCAACGCUACUGGCUACCUGCUGUUCGCAGGGCCCUCAUGGAAGACACCGGCCUCGACCAAGCCGAGCUUUACUCUUGGAUCGGUCAGCUUACGACUAGGAUGGCUUGUCAUGGCGAGACGCCCUUGGAUGGGUACCUACUGGACUCGGCCGACGCGGACCUCAGAGAGUAUUUGAAGAACGUCAUGGGCCAGGAAGUCCCCUGGAAGAAACCAGACCCCGUGUCGUCCAAGAAGACCGAUGAGACCUCGGCCAAGGCCAAGGCCGCUCCCAAAUGGGUGGCCGCUCAUGCUGGCGCCGCUACCAAGAACGCGGCCAUGCUGACUCAGACUCGCAUCAGCAAGGAUACCCUGGAGGACAUCGCCAAGAACUACCCUGGCGUCAGAUCCCUAGCCAAGCGCCAGUUCGACAUGCUGGUAUUAGCCGGAAUGUCGCCUCCGUGCAAGCAGCGCCGCUUCCUCGACCUGUCCCAGAACCUCGCCAGGACGCGCCAGUCCGCUGCUGCGGAGUCGAAGUACAUCCCUUGUGUCACGCCGCGGAUGGAGAUGUGGAUCACUGAUCUGGCGAGGUGCGUCCACGGGAUCGAGUCUAUGGGGUUCCAGGGGAUCCACUUCGGGAAAGCGCAUCACGUGGCCAAGAACUACUCGAGCUCGUUCUUGUUGGACCUUUCGGGCAACGCUUUCCACACUGGGUGCAUGGCCGCAUGCACCAUGGCGACUUUCACCGCAGUGGGCGUCGCGCUGCUCCGCAAGAAGGGCAUGACCUUCAGCGCGGGCAUUUCCCCGUCCCUGGCCGAGCCGCUUGAGAACGAGUCCGACGUGGAGUUGGACGACAUCUGGUGA